Messenger RNA from Malassezia restricta, 795 nucleotides. RefSeq names its product transcription factor C subunit 7. The transcript has a single exon. The record is from RefSeq and is a predicted model, not a curated record. NCBI's taxonomy places the organism in Eukaryota, Fungi, Basidiomycota, Malasseziomycetes, Malasseziales, Malasseziaceae. The coding region runs from base 1 to 795 and encodes 264 amino acids.
AUGCUGACCACGUUGUAUGUGGCGCGGCAUGCGCAUCGCAUGAACCGCAGCCUUGCGAGUGCGGACGAUGCGGUGCCGCGCGACCCGCCGCUGACGGCGCGGGGUGAGGAGCAGAUCCACGACUUGGCCGCGUUUUUCGAGGGAUUGCCACCGGACGAAAAGCCGCAGCUCGUCCUCUCUUCGCCGUACACCCGAUGCAUCCGCACGGCGCUGCCGACCGCCGAGCGGCUUUCGCUGGAGCUGUGCAUUGAGCCUGGCCUGGCCGAGUGGUUUGGGCCGGUGUGGCCGCCCGAGUCGGGCCUGCAUCCGAGCCCACGGGCGGCCGAGCAUGUCGUGUCGCACUUUCCCCGGGUGUCUACGCGGUGGACGCCGCUACUCUACCCUGAUCCCCGUGGCGAGUCGAUCCCCGGCGUGCAUGCACGCGCACAGGCCGUCAUGCAGCGCAUCGACGCGCGAUGCCAGGAGUGGGGCGUCGAGCGCCUCCUGAUCGUGUCGCAUGCAGCGACCAUCAUCGCGUUGGGUCGUAUGCUACAAACACAAGGGUCCUACGAAGACGUGCGUGAUCGCGACAUUCGUGCGGGGACAGCGAGCGUGAGCAAGUACGUACGCUCGUCUCCGCACGAGGUGUGGCGCCAGGUGUACAAUGGCAACACAUCGUUCCUGCCACACGGCGAAGAACGCGCGUGGGACUUUGGCUUCGUGCCCGACAACACCACGGAGCCCGGCAUGGGUCCGCACUGGCACGAUGCCUAUGCGCCGCGCCACGCGCGCCUCAUUCACCGACCGAAGCUGUAA